Molecule: messenger RNA, 1077 nt
Organism: Grus americana (Whooping crane)
Lineage: Eukaryota; Metazoa; Chordata; Aves; Gruiformes; Gruidae
Gene: SMG9
Product: SMG9 nonsense mediated mRNA decay factor
Exons: 7
Biological process (GO): nuclear-transcribed mRNA catabolic process, nonsense-mediated decay
Source: RefSeq, a predicted model, not a curated record
CGUCUGUAGGGGACCUGGGGGGCGGCUGUAGGGGUGUUGGUGACACCAGUGACCUUUUGGUAGCACGCGCUGACGCGUUAGUGACGUGUCGGUGACGUGAGGGGCUGGGCGCUGCCCUCGUGGGCCCCGCCGGCGAGGGUGGCACUGCGCAUGCGCCCGACCCCCAGCCGCUGGCUCCGCCCCUCAGCCGCUGACCCCGCCCCCUUCCGCGCAUGCGCCCGUCUCACAGCCGCUGGCUCCGCCCCCCGCGCAUGCGCGGUAGCCCCCCCGCCCAGCAUCGCCGCGCGCCGGGAGCCGCUGAGAGGCGGGAAAGCGCCGGGACCCGCCGCCGUUUCCGGGGCAACCACCGGCUCCCUCCAGGUGUUACCGAUGUCGGACUCGGGGCAGAGCCCGGCCCCGGGCGGGCGGCGGCGUUGGCCGAGGGAGAAGGAGCCGGACGGGGGCGGAGACAGACGGCAGGAGGGAGGGGAGGAGCCGGCCGGCCUCAUGCAGAAGACGCCAAUCAUCCUGGCCAAGCCCCCGGGCGAGCGGCAGCAGGCGAAGGCGGGAUCAGGCCCGGCCCCGCCCACCCCCGCCCCGGCCCCGCCCAUCGUGCUGAUGAAAGCGCGGGGGGAAGAAGGGCGGGGCGGGGGCGGGGCCACGUCGGGGGAGGGGCCUGCGUUGGCCCCGCCCCGUGAGAGGGAGGGGCCUCGCCCCACCCAACCCGUCUAUCAGCUGCACGGCAGGGGGCUGCCCCCCCCCGGCGCCCUGGACCCCGUUGCCGGCCAGGCCCGAUUGGCCGCCCCGGAGAAGAUGAAAACCAGCAUCAAACUGGUGGACGAGCAGAUGAACUGGUGUGACAGCGCCCUGGAGUUCCUGCUGGAGCAGACGGACGUGCUGGUGGUCGGGGCGCUGGGGCUGCAGGGCACCGGGAAAUCCACCCUGCUCUCCCUGCUGGCCGCUAACCAGCCCGAGGAGGAUCCCCGGUCCUUCGUGUUCCGGCCGCAGCCCCCGGAGCUGCGGGAGCGCGGCGGCAGCCAGACGGGCGGCAUCGACUUCUUCAUCACCCAGGAGCGCGUCGUCUUCCUCGACACCCAG